Humulus lupulus (European hop) is the source of this 1868-nucleotide messenger RNA. Its product is annotated as adoMet-dependent rRNA methyltransferase spb1-like. The record is from RefSeq and is a predicted model, not a curated record. NCBI's taxonomy places the organism in Eukaryota, Viridiplantae, Streptophyta, Magnoliopsida, Rosales, Cannabaceae. The coding region runs from base 922 to 1287 and encodes 121 amino acids. The transcript has 3 exons.
UUUAAAAAAGCGUAUUUGAGGCGCGCCUUGAGGCUAGCCUCACUGUGAGGCGUAAAAAAACAGUUUCAGGGCUUAAGCCCUGGUUUGAUCCCUAGAGGCUUACGCCUCUGUGAUGUGAGGCUGUCAAAGUGGACAGCCUUGAGGCUUUUUUGUGAGGCUUAAGCCUCACAUCAGUACCAGUUUUGGGCCCUUUCAAACCACAUUUUAAAGCUCAAAUUUAGGGUUUUUAAUUUAAAAUUUUAGGCCCAUUUCACACUUUAAAACAAAGAAAAGUAAAGGCCCAAUUCUUUUGAUUAAAAACCCUAAAACCUUAUUUCUCUAAUAUCAUUUCUUCUACCCUAAAACACACGGCAGCACACUUCUCUUCCUUCUCCUCUCUUCUUCAGCAGCACACAACAGUGACAGCCCACUUCUUCUUCUUCUCCUCUCUUCUUCGGCAGCACACAACACACUUCUUCUUCUUCUUCUCCUCUCUUCUUCAGCAGCACACAGGCAGAUAGCUUACUGCCCUACUGCCAGCCAAGAAACUCCAUUGUUAGAUUUUAAAAUGAUUAGAAGCUCACAAAAAAGUAUUGUUGGAGGAGCUAGUAGUAGUGAUGGUACUAAUAAUACUAGUGGAGGGACUCAUUCAAAAUCAAACAGAAAAGAUCCCGCUUGGGAUCAUGGUACUGAGAUUGAGUUAGGAGAAGAAGGGAGUAAGAAAAAUUAUAUUUAUCUUGAAUGUAAAUAUUGCAAAAAAAUUAUCAAGGGAGGUGUUAAGAGAUUAAAGAAUCACAAAAGUUUGCAAUUAAAGUAUUGAACGAGCCGUUCCCCAUUUCAGACGACGGUGGACUUACUUGCUCAUCAUCGGGAUGUGAGCGAAAUUGGAGCGCUUUCAAUCAAGUUCAUACAAAAAGAAGAAAUCGGUUGACUACUCUAAGAAUGCAUUCUUUGGUGUAUAUCAUGUUUAACAAAAGAUUGAAGGAUAGACAUUUGAAGUUGAAAUCUCUAUCAAAGAAGGAUGAUGGUUUGGUGAUUGAUGAGGAGAUGCCAUCAGAUGAUGAAUGGGUCGUUGAUGAAGAUGGAAAUUUUGAAGACAUACAAAGGCCAAAUGAUGAGGACCUUGGAGUUGAUAGAGGAACAGGAUCAAGUUCUAGAGGAGUGAAAAGGAAGAGGGUAGUAGACUUGGAUGAAGAUGAAUGGGAGGAUAUUGGUGGUGAUAAUGAAGAGGGUGGUGGUGAUGAGAGGAAUAUACAAUAUGACGAUUCUUCAAGCGAUGAUGAGUUGGAGUUGAACGAUGAUUUCUAAAUCACCUUCAUCAUUUACUACUCAAGUUUGUUCUAGGAUAGUUUAAUCUAGCAUUCUAGUUCUAGAAACAAAACUUUUAUCUUUAAAUUAUAAUUUUAUCCAAAUUUAUGUUUGAGUUGUAUGACACAUUUUAUGGUAUGCUAAACUUUUAUGAGACAUUGAGUGUUUUAUUUUAUGAUUUAUAAUUUCUAAUUAUUAACUAUAUAUUUUUAGGUAUCUAAAAUAUUUUUUUUUAAUUAAAAAUUUGAGGCUUAUGCCUCAAGGCUUACGUUUCGCUUCACAAAACAAAAACGCCUCGAGGCUUAAAAACGCCUUUUUAAACAUUGAUCUCGCCAUCUCCCCGACAAGUAAAAAUGAUCUCUUGCUCAUGUAUAGCUAUUAGCCAUUAUAUCUAAAGCAAGAAAUUCUUAAUUUCUCAUAUAUGUUACUAUACUAUCCAGAAGAUAAAUUAAUAUUAAUUUGCAAAAAGUUACAGAAAGAAUCGCUAACCAUCAAUGGCAUCAUAACAAUACCAUUCAAAAAAACAAAUUUAUAGCAACUUAACUUCAGGACUAUCAAAUUAAAGUUCAAACUCUGGUCGA